This is a messenger RNA of Scaptodrosophila lebanonensis, 4593 nucleotides long. Its product is annotated as ankyrin repeat and sterile alpha motif domain-containing protein 1B. The transcript is spliced from 12 exons. Bases 1 to 4203 code for a protein of 1400 amino acids. NCBI's taxonomy places the organism in Eukaryota, Metazoa, Arthropoda, Insecta, Diptera, Drosophilidae. Gene Ontology annotation, molecular function: protein binding. The record is from RefSeq and is a predicted model, not a curated record. Gene Ontology annotation, cellular component: cytosol.
AUGGGCAAGGACCAGGAGUUUUUGGAGGCGGCGCGUAAUGGCAACAUCAGCCAUAUUGAGAAAGUCCUGUCGCAGAAGGCGAAACGUGCCGGUCCAUUGGCUAGCUUACGUCGCGGCACUGGCGUCAAUGUGCAGGACAACGGCGGUUACUCGGCUCUGCAUCAUUCCUGUCUAAAUGGCCAUCAGGAUAUUGUGCGUUUGCUGCUCGCCCACGAGGCUUCGCCCAAUUUGCCAGACUCGCGUGGUUCGUCGCCCCUGCACCUGGCCGCCUGGGCGGGUGAGACGGAAAUUGUGAAAAUGCUUUUGUGCCAUCCUUAUAGGCCGGCCAACGCAAAUCUGCAGACGAUUGAGAACGAGACGCCGUUGCACUGCGCUGCCCAGCACGGACACACAGGAGCGCUGGCUCUGCUGCUGGCCCACGACGCAGAUCCAAAUAUGAGGAACUCCCGAGGCGAAACCCCCUUGGAUCUGGCGGCACAGUACGGACGCUUACAAGCGGUACAAAUGCUAAUCCGCGCACAUCCGGAGCUUAUUGCCCAUCUGAGCACAGCGGCGGUGGAAAGCGGAAGAGUGGGCUCCUCCCCAGCCACACCCACACGCCUCAUCUUUCCGCACACUUGCCUGCAUCUGGCUAGUCGCAAUGGCCACAAAAGUGUGGUUGAGGUAUUGCUCGCUGCUGGAGUGAGCGUGAAUCUGCUUACACCCUCAGGGACCGCCCUGCACGAGGCAGCGCUCUGUGGCAAGGAGAAUGUGGUGCGCACGCUGCUCAAGGCAGGGAUCGAUCUGAAUGCCACCGACAGUGAGAAUCGCACCGCGCUCGACAUACUCAAGGAGUUCCCACCGCAUGUCACCAAGCACAUUAUUGCCGUGAUCAACAAUUUUCGCCAUCAAAUGGAUACUGACGAUGGCGACGAGGUUAUCUAUCGACACCAUGUGCUCCCGCCAUCGGGAGCGCGCAACUCUAAGCAACAUCAGCAACAUCAGCAACAUCAGCAGCAGCAACAGCAGCAACAGCAACAGCAGCACAACAACCAUUACCACUUUAAUUCCAACAAUCAUUUGCUCAAUCACUCACAUUCCAUGCAACAGUCCGCCUACAGUAAACAGCGCUACAGUGGCGGCAUCGGCGGCGGCAACUUCAAUGGCGGCAAGUCGCUGGACAGCGCACUACAGCCAGACGACAGGUUCUACCACGACAUCAACUCCCCAGUGCACAGUCAUUCAAACGCCUCGCACAAUGACAUGGGCAUCAGCCCGUCCUCUUCGAUGAGCAGCUUUGAGCCGGCCUCGGUGUCGCCACGUUCCCGCUCCUCCACUGGUGGCGUUAUUGGUGGCAACUCACAGCCACCGCUUCACAUGAGCACCUUUGCGUCUGGUGGGCCGCCCAAGAAACCGCCUCGUCGCAACCUAUCAGUCUCGCCCACGCAUACGGGCCAGCAAUUCAGCUAUACGUCACCAAACCAUCAGGGACAGCAUUCGGGACAAAAUUCGCGCAGACCCCCACAGCAACAACAACAACAGCGCAGCCCCUCCAAUGACAGUCCCUAUUCGCAUCAGAGCCACGGCAGCGUGGGCGGCAUGAGCUUCGACGAGACGCAACUACGUGAACGGCAACGGGGCGAUCGUCUCUAUGCCAGCGCACGGGAAAGUACACGAUCCGCUGCCGCCGGCAUGUGCCUCAGCUCGAGCAAUGACAUGCUAGACCGUCAGUGCAGCAGCUCGGAGCUGAACAGCGAGACCACAGGCAGUGUUGCAAACUCCAGUGGCGAGUCGCCUGCAGCGCAUGCCACCAAUUCAAUGAAGCGGCCUAUACCCGCACCACGAGGCAUUAGCAAGCUGUCUAAGGAGCUUAUCAACUGCGAAAAUCCCACGCUCAAGUCCUACAAUCCCAAUCGCAAGCUGAAGCGUAAUCGCAACAGUUGCUCGCUCAAUGUGGGCGAUAAGCCAGCUGUGGAGAGCAACAGCGAGCCCAAGCAGCAAAUACCCAGUAGUCCCACACACUACAAACAGCCACCGACACCGGAUCAUCCGCCGCCAUCCUCCAGUCAGGCGGAGCGAACCAUACACGAGCGCAUUCGACCGCUUAGUCAGGAGUACAAACGUCGCUCGGCGCUGCUGCAGCUGCAGGCGGCUCAGCAGCUAAUGAUCGAGACGGGUUCGUCGCCCUCCAAGCUCAUACCGACGCUGACCACGCCAGGCUAUGACUAUCCCUAUGAGCACUCACCACCCACGAACACAGUGGUAGCGCUGUAUCCCGCCAGUGGCAUGCAGGGCUCCUCGGGCUCGUUGAGCUCCAGCAUAUCUUGCUCAGAUCACAGCCUAUCCACCGAUUAUGUGGAGGAAUUUGUCAGCGAUGUGCCCUUCGCCGGGCUACUCAAAGGUGCCACUCAACAGCCCAAUGGUGCCAAGAAGUGGGAACAGAAUCAGGAGGUGAUAGUCUCCCAGCCACAGCCACCGCCAACAGCACCACGAGCUCGACCACCCAUACCCAUAAAGCCCAUACUUCCCGAACGCAAGUUCGUAAAGCCCCCAACGACGACAAGCCAACAACAACCGCAGCAGCCCACAAUUGAAGUCAAACUGGAAACGAAUGGCUCCCACAAUGAAAUCACGCCCAGUCCCGCUGCCAUUGAGGAUGCACUUAGUCAGCGGAGCCUCCACAGCAAUGCCACUGAAGCGACCUCCGGCACACAACAGAACAACGAAUCCAGCAACGAACAGAAUGACAACAGUAAUAACAAUAGUGCCAAUGGGAGAUCGGACAAUGCUAGCAACCUGCUCAGUCCCUUCAAUGCCGAAGAGGCGCGAAAGAAAAUCUCCGAAAUCAUUGAGAAUUUUGGCAGUGGCAUAUUGAAUACCAACAUAACGCCCACCCACGACAUUGAGCUGGACUUUGAGGACCUCGAGGUGGGGCCGGAGCGCCGAGAGCUGGCGAUGCGUUUGAGGAACGCCGGGCUGCUGCACUUGGAGCGCAUGCUCUUCGAGAAUGGCUAUGACAAUUACAAAUUCGUGCGCAAUGUAUUCGAGGAGGAGGAUGUGGCUCUGCUCCACAUACCCGAAAAGGAUGCAGCCAAACUACUUCACUUUGUUCAGUCGCUGCCACCAGCCGAGUUCCAGCCACAGGUGCCGCUGAAGACGCAACAGGAGAACAAGGAGCAACGAGAGUGCAAACAAGGCGUCGCGACGCUUCAGCAAUGGCUUCAAAGCAUCGCUCUACCGGAAUAUCUGGAGUUCUUCAACAAACAUCUCUACAACACUAUUGAGAGUGUCUGUGGGGUUUGGGAUGUGGAACUGCAGACGGUUCUUGAAAUAAACAAGUUGGGUCAUCGACGGCGCAUUCUGCAGUCCUUGGCCUACAUACGACAAAUGCGGGAGCCCAAGUCCAUAAAAACUCCGCUGGGGGAGAACAACGAAACAAAUCGCAUGGCAACGAAUGGCAACAAGCCAACGGGAGGGCCAACACAACCUGUGGCGACGGUGCAGCAUCGCAAUUCGAUUACGGGCUACCGCAAGAAUCGCCCUGCACCACAACCACCUGUCUUGCCCACUGUCCCGAAAACUGCCAAUCCCACGGCUACGGCUACGGCUCCACUUCAUAUACGAGCGCCCUCCGAACUCCUCCUGGGCAUUCCUGCAAAUCUACGCACCAAAUGGCGGCACUCGGCUAAUACGCUCCUCAACGAGCAAAUUAAAUACGAGGUCUAUUACCUCGGCUCAACGGUUGUGAAAGAACUACGUGGAACUGAAUCUACUAAGAAAUCUAUACAAAAGCUGAAAAUGUCUUCCGCUGAGGCAAGCGAGCUGCCUGCAGAUGAACAAGACCAGGAGCAGCAACAACAUCCAUUGGCCAGCGCUCCGGGUGGACGGGGUGCGCUCCUCUCUCUGGCCAUUUGCCACAGGGGUGUGGAAUUUAUCGAUAUGGCCAGUAAGCGCAGCAUAUGUGAGCACGAAAUACAGAAUAUUAACUGCGCCUGCCAAGACUCUGAGGAUUUGCGACAUUUCGCCUACAUAACCAAGGAGCAGGACAUGCACUAUUGUCACGUCUUUAAUGUGCAGAGCACGGAUCUGGCCACCGAGAUCAUUUUGACACUGGGCCAGGCCUUCGAGGUGGCCUAUCAACUGGCGUUGAGGGAUGGAAUCGCCAAUACACCAGCACUGCUGGACAACGGCAUGCUGCAGGGCGAGUAUUGUGGGGGCAAAUAGAGCAGGGCCCCCAUUGAGGCGGCAGGACGAACUCCGAAGAGACCAAAUCGUAGCUUAUGCGCCAAACUAUUUUGCCUGGCCAAUUGGGCGCUGAUCAAGUUGUAGGUAGACUUUUUAGGGGCAUUGUGUUUAUUGCAGUCCCCGAAACCUAGUCGUUUCGCGUAAUUUACUUUUAUAUACUGUUUUUAAAGUCUAACUUUUUUUAAUGACAAAUCCACAAAUAGCACAAAAAACCAGAAGACUCUCAAGCAACCAACAAAAAAACAAACAAACAAACGCACAAUUUUUUUGAAAAUUAAAUUUCUAAAAUAAUGCACAAAACCAACAUCUUUUUAACUCGAGCUUCAAACAAUCAUCAAAACGAACGCACAAAUUUGUUAAACAUUUCAA